CCCAAGAGAAGCAUGCGCUUAUAUAUCACGUCUUGGGCAUGUUGUUUGACGAAUGGGCAGUGAUGGAAUGAAUGAUUCCCGAAACUCGGGUGUUUUGCGAGCGCAAAAAUAGGAUACCCAUCACUUUGAAUUCUUUUUUCCACUCUCUCUCUCUCUCUCCAUCUCUCUCAGCCGCACCUGCAGGCAUGGUGCCCAUGAUACGAGUCGUUUGGGUUGAUCCAAACUGUGCAAAUAUUUCGCCAUUUUGCAUAUCUUGGUAUCAACGUAGUACUACAGUUACUGUACGUAGCAUAUGUCAUACAUACCUUACUCUACGUGCAGCAACAGCAGCGGCACUUACUUCUUCGGAAGAGGUCGUUUCGCAAAAAAAAACUGAGCCACGAUGA
Molecule: messenger RNA, 386 nt
Organism: Pyricularia grisea
Lineage: Eukaryota; Fungi; Ascomycota; Sordariomycetes; Magnaporthales; Pyriculariaceae
Exons: 2
Coding region: 72-386 (104 amino acids)
Source: RefSeq, a predicted model, not a curated record